Psilocybe cubensis is the source of this 570-nucleotide messenger RNA. RefSeq names its product Alpha-(1-6)-linked fucose-specific lectin. NCBI's taxonomy places the organism in Eukaryota, Fungi, Basidiomycota, Agaricomycetes, Agaricales, Agrocybaceae. The record is from RefSeq and is a predicted model, not a curated record. Bases 1 to 570 code for a protein of 189 amino acids. The transcript is spliced from 7 exons.
AUGAACUUUACCGCUAGCUUUCUUGCCCUCCUGGCUGCUGCUCAGUCAAUUGCAGCAUUCCCCUUCGGUGGUUCCCACUCUGAUGACCUUGUGGCCCCUGUGCCAGUCACCCAGCUCGUCUGCGACGGAGAUACCUACAAAUGCACUGCGUCUCUCGAUUUUGGUGAUGGCCGAUGGGUCGCCGAUUGGAACACAGCUGUCUUCCACACUGGCCUUUUCGGCGGCAUCGAUCACAAGGAAACUAUUGCCCGCAUGGCCAUGGCUCCAGUUCCUGUCACCGCCUUAAAUUGCGACGGUGACACAUACAAGUGCACUGCUAACUUGAAAUUUGGUGACGGUCGCUGGGUUGCUCAAUGGAGCGCGAAUGUUUUCCACACCUUCGCUCCUUCCGUUGAGGAACCUAACUUUGCGCCUGUCCCCGUCACCAAGUUGACCUGCGAUGGUGACACUUACAAGUGCACUGCCAACUUGCAAUUCGGCGACAACCGAUGGGUCGCUCAGUGGGGAAGCAAUGUAUACCACAGAGGCUUCACCGCUACAUCCGAGAAGCCCAGCUUCUUGCAACAAUAA